UUUGCUGAUAGCAGAAAAGUAUAAAAGCCAAUUUUAUGUCUACAAAAGAUUAUUGUUAUGUCGAAAUAUUAAGGCAAAAAUGUUUGAAGGAGAACUUGAUAGCUUGACGCCACGUCAGAAAGAAUUAAUAAGUGAAGUGUUAGAAAACAGAGGUCUAAAAGUUGAAAAAGUUCGCAUUGAAACACUUGGACAAGCCGGUGAUAACUAUGCUGCUAAUGUUAAAAAAAUAAUUGUAGAACUUCGUAAUGGAGAUACAUUCAAAAUAGUGGCAAAAAUUGCACCCACUGUAGAAUUAUUAAGAAAUACAAUGGGUACAGUCCUACUUUUCGGAAACGAGUGUGUCAUGUACAAUGAUAUAUUACCUAAAUUUGUUGACAUACAGCGAGCUGCAGGAUUGCCAAAUGAUGAAAUAUUUCGUUACCCCGAGUGCUACGAAACAUUUUUAGAACCACCGAAUGAAAUUAUACUGCUGGAAGAUCUCAGAGAAUCAGGAUUAAAAAUGCUAGAUCGAUUCACGCCACUGCCAAAUGAACACAUCAAAGUUAUUCUCAAGAACUUUGCAAACUAUCAUUCAUUAUCGUUUGUAUUAAAGAAACAAGAUCCUAAAAUAUUCGACUCAUUAAUUGGCAAGUUAGGUGGAAAUUUCUACAGAUUUUUGGGUGCCAAUCCUGACUUUAAGUAUUAUUUCAAAAAUCUUGAGAAUGACACGAUUUCAGUACUAGAUAGUGACCUAGAUAAGGAAGCAGUACGUGGUACAGUCUCUAAAAUGUUUGACCACCAUGAGAAGGUCUAUGAAGAAGAACUCAAUUCCAGGUUUUCUGUUGUUGUACAUGGUGACGCUUGGACCAAUAACAUUAUGUUCCAGUUUGAGAAAAACGUCCCAAAGGAGGUGGUUUUUAUCGAUUACCAGAUGAUUAAGUUAGGAAGUCCUGUAAAUGACCUUCAGUACAUGAUAUUUAACUGUACAGAUUAUAAUACAAGGCAUCAGCAUUUCCACGAAUGGAUAGACUUUUAUCACUCAGAAUUAGAGAAAUGUCUCCAAAAAUUUAAUCUCGAUGUUAACGAAGUAUAUCCCAGAAAUCAACUUGAUGCAGAUUUGAGAAAAUAUUCUAAGCUAUAUCUAGCUGUAGUAAUAAUGUCUCAUUCGAUGUUAAUUAGGAAAUCAGAAGACGCUGCUAAAUUAAAGGAUGCAAUGAACACAGAAAUUUCUGAUCCCGAAAAUUUUAAGAAAAUGACUGAAGAUUUGUCAGUCACUAAUUUAGAUACUGAAUCAGUUGGUCUUUUUAAGAGAAAGAUAGUAGGUUUAAUUCAGAGUUACCGAGACCUUGGCUAUCUUGAAAACAUGGCAGAAUUUAAGUUUGAAGGUGAAGUAGAAAUUUUGACCCAAAAACAAAAAGAUUUAGUAACCGAAGUUCUACAAACAAGAGGACUUAAAGCUACGAAAGUUCGGAUAGAAACACUUGGACAAGCCGGCGAUAAUUACAUUGCAAAUGUCAAGAAGAUAACUGCAGUACUCGAUAAUGGAAAAAUAUUUAAAAUGAUAGCAAAAGUGGCACCAACAAAUGAAAUAUUAAGAGCAACAAUGAAUGCAAGUGUACUUUUCGGAAACGAGUGUAUCAUAUAUAAUGAAAUACUGCCUGAAUUUACAGCGUUACAAAAAGCUGCUGGUUUGUCCCAUGAAGAAUGUUUUCGUUUUGCUGAAUGUUAUGGGACUUUGAUGGAACCUUUGAGUGAAAUUUUACUUUUGGAAGAUCUUAAGGAUUCAAAGUUUGAGAUGCUUGAUCGAUUUACGCCUUUAACUAAUGAAAGUAUAAGGCAUAUUCUUAAAAACUUUGCUGUUUUACAUUCUUUAUCAUUUGCAUUGAAGAAACAAGAUCCUGAUAAAUUCAUAGCUUACAGUAAACAGCUUCAAGAUUUCUAUUCAAAGUUGAGCGGUAAACAACAUUUCCAAGCAUAUUUAGAUAAUAUGGAAAAAGGCAUGAUUUCAAUGUUGGAUAGUGACUUUUACAAAGGAGCAGUUCGUGGUACUAUCUCUAAAUUGGCGGAGCAUUGGCAGAAGAUAUCCGCUCUUGAAAAGGACCUUCGAUAUUCUGUAGUAACACACGGCGAUGCAUGGACCAACAACAUUCUCUUUCGUGUAGAGGAGAACGUGCCGGUGGAAGCUAUUUUGAUUGACUACCAAAUGUCCAAGGUUGGAAAUCCCGUCAAUGACCUCAUGUACCUGCUAUUUAGUUCAACAGACCACAUCACACGUCAUGAACAUUUUUACGAAUGGCUCGAUUAUUACCAUUCUGAAAUGGAUAAAUCUCUGAACAAUUUUGAUUUAAAAGCGAGUGAUGUAUAUCCCAGGGAACAACUCGAUGCUGAUUUGCGAAGAUACUCGAAAGUGUCAUUCUGUACCGCAAUCAUGGUCUUUAAUGUGUUAAUAAGGCAAUCAGAAGAUGCUUCUAAAAUGAAAGAGGCAAUGAGUUCUAACGCAGAAUUAAAAGAACUAAUGGAAACAGUACAAUCAGCCAACUUAAACCCAGAAUACGUUGUUUUAUUCAAAAAUAAGAUGGAAAAUUUAAUCGAUAGUUAUAACGAGUUUGGUUAUCUUGACUAGAUGAUAACUAAAGAAAAUUAAGUUUUAGUAUAAUACAGUAAAUUUUGAUUAUUUUGACU
Molecule: messenger RNA, 2661 nt
Organism: Amyelois transitella
Lineage: Eukaryota; Metazoa; Arthropoda; Insecta; Lepidoptera; Pyralidae
Exons: 4
Coding region: 80-2602 (840 amino acids)
Source: RefSeq, a predicted model, not a curated record